AUGCUGAUACGACAUCGCCCGCUUUCCGGCAUGACCCCCUCACCCUUUGCCUUUCGCCCCCGGGGGCUUCCACUCAAACCUCGAAGAGAAAAGCCAAGAGCAGCAGCCUAA
Colletotrichum paranaense is the source of this 111-nucleotide messenger RNA. RefSeq lists its product as uncharacterized. The record is from RefSeq and is a predicted model, not a curated record. The transcript has a single exon. Lineage: Eukaryota; Fungi; Ascomycota; Sordariomycetes; Glomerellales; Glomerellaceae. The coding region runs from base 1 to 111 and encodes 36 amino acids.